AUGAAUGCGUCGUUAGAAGAUAAUACAAUGAGUGACCCUUUGGGAGCUAAGGAGCCUAUUUCAUCUGAUCCGAACAACGAUAUUGGUGCCCAAGCCUAUGAGGCAGACUUCGAUUUCCAAGACGGAAAUCUCGGUGAUGAUGAAGUUGACUCGUUUGCAAUUGACGAAGAUAGGUUCACCACCGAGACUCCAGUAUGGAACGAUACAAAGUUUGCGAUUUUCUUUUUAAUUGUGUUUGUUUUGUUUAUAGUUAAGUCUUUCUCGUUGAUUGUGAAGCAUAUGAAGACACUAGCAGAUGAAAUACCACCAAGCCAGACUGUUCCAAAUUCAUUGUUCUUUAGUUUGAAGUCUAUUUUCUUGAUUCUUGUUACGAUUGCCUUGUCAACAGCAGUGACGAUGAAACUAUUUUUUCUUGCCGGUAAGAAAUCAAUCAGGCUCGUUGAAACCGGAAUUAAGUUUAUUACUGGUUUCUUCAUGCUGGCUACGGUUGCAGCUUUUUUCAUUAGACAAUAUAUUCAAGGAUUUCUAUUUGGUAUAGUUACUGCAAUUUUGUUUACUAUCAUUAUCAAAUUCAAGCAGCUGAUUACUCUUGCUGGUAAUAUACUAAGCAUUGUCAUUUCUGUGCUUAUGAAAUAUCCAGCUACAGCCUUUGCUGCGGGUGGCGGGUACAUUAGCACUUCAUUUUUCACCGGUUUAUUGAGCAUAGUUAAUGGUUGUACAUACAUUGCAUAUGGGUUCCAUGGUGAUGGUACACCUAGAUUUGACGAUCAAGGCAACAAGAUCUCACAGGUUAGUACAGGUUUUGUCUUGACGCUACUAUUUUUGAACUUUGCAGGAUUAUACAUUGUUGAUGUUGCGAGAAAUGUCAUGCACGUUACCAUCGGCGGUAUAUAUGGUACAUGGUACUACACUGAGCAAACUUUCAACGGAAUGCCUAAAAAUGAGGGCACUGGUUCGUUUAAGAGGGCAAUGACUUACAACUUUGGUUCUCUAUGUUUUGGAUCGCUAUGUGUUGUGAUUUUCCAAUGUAUUGCCGUGACCGUUUUACUGAUUGAUAGAAACCAAGGAUAUGUUGGCCAAAUUGGGGAUUUGAUCCUAAGAUUAACAAGUACAGGUGUUGGAUAUUUCAACUUGUAUGUGUUCUCGUUUGUUGCACUUUACGGCUCCUCUAUGAUGAGAUCGGUUAAGGCCACCUAUAAGUUCUUCAAGGAUAGAGGGCUACAAGCAUUUUGCAAUGACUUCAUUAUUAGCUUGGCGUUGGGAUUCUACUGUCUCAUUGCGGCUUUUAUUAGCGGUAUCUUCAUUGCAAUCUUCUUGUACAUCUUUAAGGCAAUAGUUGGAAUCAGAGAGGAAUUUUUCGCUCCACUACUAACCUCUUCUCUUGUCGUUAGUUUCAACAUCACAACGGUUUUGAUCCUCACUAUUGUCUCUGGCUCUUCUGUUUUCUUCUAUGCACUAAACAAAGAUCCCUCUGUGUACCAGGAGAGUCAUCAGUUCGAAUUCCAAGAAAUAUCGAGAUGUUUCCCAAGAGUUUUGCAACGUGUUAACCUCCAAUAG
This is a messenger RNA of Pichia kudriavzevii, 1557 nucleotides long. RefSeq lists its product as uncharacterized. Gene Ontology annotation, cellular component: plasma membrane. The transcript has a single exon. Gene Ontology annotation, biological process: transmembrane transport. Gene Ontology annotation, molecular function: transmembrane transporter activity. The coding region runs from base 1 to 1557 and encodes 518 amino acids. The record is from RefSeq and is a predicted model, not a curated record. Lineage: Eukaryota; Fungi; Ascomycota; Pichiomycetes; Pichiales; Pichiaceae.